AUGUCGGGAUUCGAUAGCAACCCUUUCGUCGAUCCAGUGGAUGUCAAUCCAUUCCAGGACCCUUCAGUAACUCAGGCGACGAGCACCGUCAUAGAGGGGGUCGAGGAAUUCAACCCAUUUUCAGCUGGUUCGCUGGACAAUCGCAAUGGAACCACAAUCCCCAUAUCUGCUGCUUCCUCACAACCAGCUGUGCUCCAGGCAUCAGUGGAGCCUAGUGCUAAGGCCACUGCAGCGGCAGCUCAGGCAGAUCUCCUCAGGCAGCAGGCAGAACUGGAGAAGAAGGCAGCAGAACUAGAACGCAAAGAGCAGGAGUUACAGAACAGGGAUGCAGCCUCAGGCAAACAAAAUAACUGGCCGCCACUGCCAAAGUUUUUCCCAAUUAAACCGUGCUUCUACCAAGAUUUUAAUGAAGAAAUCCCUGUAGAAUAUCAAAGGGUUUGCAAGAUGAUGUACUACCUUUGGAUGUAUCAUUGUGUGACACUGUUUCUGAACCUCCUGGCAUGUCUGGCCUAUUUCACUGUGGAUUCAUCUAAUGGGGUGGACUUCGGCCUGUCAAUCCUCUGGUUCAUUCUGUUCAGUCCAGUCUCUUUCCUCUGCUGGUACAGGCCUGUCUACAAAGCCUUCAAGUCUGACAGCUCUUUCAGUUUCUUCUUUUUCUUCUUCAUUUUCUCCUUCCAAGUGAUUGUGUACAUCAUUCAAAGUGUGGGCAUCCCAAAGUGGGGGAACAGUGGUUGGAUAUCGGCCAUUUCUGUGAUCCGGACCAACUUGGCUGUUUCUAUUUUUAUGCUGGUUGUGGCUGGAUUCUUUACAGUCAAUGCAGUGCUGUCAGUGAUCUUACUGAAAAUGGUUCACUCUAAAUACAGACGAACAGGUGCAAGCUUCCACAAGGCCCAGCAGGAGUUCUCUCAGGGUGUCAUCACUAACAGAACCUUCCAGACUGCCGCGGCCAGCGCUGCCUCCUCAGCUGUUCAGGGAGCGUUUCAGUAA
Molecule: messenger RNA, 987 nt
Organism: Chanos chanos (milkfish)
Lineage: Eukaryota; Metazoa; Chordata; Actinopteri; Gonorynchiformes; Chanidae
Gene: scamp2l
Product: secretory carrier membrane protein 2, like
Exons: 9
Coding region: 1-987 (328 amino acids)
Biological process (GO): protein transport
Cellular component (GO): recycling endosome membrane; trans-Golgi network membrane
Source: RefSeq, a predicted model, not a curated record